Orbilia oligospora ATCC 24927 is the source of this 897-nucleotide messenger RNA. RefSeq lists its product as uncharacterized. The record is from RefSeq and is a predicted model, not a curated record. Gene Ontology annotation, molecular function: protein binding. The coding region runs from base 1 to 897 and encodes 298 amino acids. The transcript has a single exon. NCBI's taxonomy places the organism in Eukaryota, Fungi, Ascomycota, Orbiliomycetes, Orbiliales, Orbiliaceae.
AUGUCCAUUCUUUCCCUUCCAGUGGAGAUUCAAACAGAAAUACUCCUAAACAUCCGAUGGCCUGACCACUUCACCGCCUCUAAAGUCUGCCCUCUGUGGGCUUCAAUCCUCCGGGCUAAAGAAUUCCGAGAAAGACGCUACUACACCAAGAAUGAUUUCAGAUACUACCACAAACUUCCAAUUUACGACUCGUUGACUCCAUAUCUACCUCGAGCCUCCGAGCCCGGUGGAUACGUUUAUUCCGAUGACAUUAUACCUUGUCAAAAUGUUCUUCUUCAAUACUGCGUUCUUGUGGCACAGUUCCGUCCUGGGAGAGAAAGUACCGUAUUCUUGAGGGUGUUGCCUCGUUGCAACUCAAAUGCAACAGAGCUGCAAAAUCUGCUUCAAUGGCCUCAUGAUCACCGCGACUUGAUUACAAAAUAUGCGUUGAAGGAUAUGGCGAAUUACCAUAGAUCUAUUUCGAGUUUGAUCACAUACGAUUUAAUCGAUAUUACGAAUUCACCUUUGUUAUCAUGGGAUACGACUAUAUUUUCGGAAACCAGUCGGGGUCUCAACAACGACAUAAGUGCUGGGGUUCACCACAGCCCGCGCCUUCUCGAAUUCUUGUAUAAGUUCUGGAAGGUGACAAGAUACGGGUAUCAAAGGACAGCGCAUCAUUUAUCUACUCGAAGUGCUGCAAAUAGGUAUGAAGGUGGAUUCGAGAGGGAAAACUGGGAUGGGUUCGGACAAACGUUUCAGGAUCUUUUGGAAGCCGUGAAAGCUCGCGUAGAGGCUGAUAUCCUCCCAGACCCUGCAGUCAUAAGUUGUUGGAGUAUGGUUACCGAUUACCUCUGGUAUGAGACUAGUCCGGUUGGGAUCAUCGUUGUUCAUGUUGAGAUUCUGGUGGAGAAGCCGUAG